Molecule: messenger RNA, 1749 nt
Organism: Medioppia subpectinata
Lineage: Eukaryota; Metazoa; Arthropoda; Arachnida; Sarcoptiformes; Oppiidae
Source: the annotation of a GenBank genome assembly
AUGAUUGAUCACAUUCUCGAAGAGAUUUUACAGCACUUGAGUGUCAAAGAAUUGUAUCGAUUGGAGAGGACUUCCGCACAGUUUGCGUGUUGUGUGGGAACAGCUCUUAGGGAUAAACGUAUGUUAAGUGUGGGUCGAGAGGGACUCGAAGAAUGCAAUAUCACUGAAGCCAUCGCUAGAAAAGAAUUGAUUCGUCGCAAAAAUUAUGACGGACUGAGUGUUGAUUACAAAUACGAUUUGAUGGCCAGUCAUCACGCGUUGACUUCAAUGCUAACAAAGUUUCCACUCAUUCAAGAUAUGAUUUUGAGGCGAGUUAUUGUUGACUACAAGACCAUAGAUCUAGUCAUCCGUUUCUGUCCUCGACUUUCACGCUUAACAUUGAUUUCAUACAGAGACAUGUCUUUCAAUCGGGACAACAGUUUUGAGGCUAAUGUCAGAAAUUAUCAUCAAAAUAGUGUCACAACCGAUGGAUCAGAUGAACGCCAAUUGAAUGGCGCCGUCGAAGACACCGCUGUUGUCGACAAUAACACCAACGAAGACAAUAAUGCGGCCAUCGAUGGAGACAACAGUAUUAAAGCCACGAGAGGUAACAUAUCGUACGAAGAGGUGAGCGAUGACUAUCUGGACACCGAUCCGGACGACGACCCGGAAGAGGACGAGUCCGAGUCGACCAUCAGUUUAGAUGAUAGCUGUCGACCGAAGGCGAGCGCCGGAGCGUUGAUGGGCCGACUCGGCGGCAGUCAAGACAACGGCGCCGUCGACCGCUUCGCGUCGGAACCACUGCCCGAAACGGUGACGGUAUUGGACGGACCCAAUGGCGCCAAACUAUAUCUCGUGGGAACCGCUCACUUCAGUGAGAAGAGCCAACAGGAUGUCAGCCAAACAAUCCUAAGAACUCAGCCCAACAUUAUUGUCCUCGAGUUGUGUGAAAGCCGUUUAAGUAUACUAUCGAUGGACGAGAAGACAAUUCUGGAGGAAUCGUCAACAAUGGGCGUCGCGAAGAUCAGACAUAACAUACGCGAACACGGCUUAGUCCAGGGGGUGAUGUACGCCCUAUUGCUCAGCCUAUCGGCCCAUUUGACCAAACAGUUAGGUAUGGCUCCGGGCGGAGAGUUCAGGCGCGCCUUCAAUGAGGCGAGUAAAAUUCCCGGAUGUGUUGUCCAUUUGGGCGAUCGACCCGUUCACACAACCCUACGGCGGGCCAUAUCAUCGCUAACGGUAUGGCAGAAAGUAAGGCUCGCUUUCGGUAUUAUAUUCAACAGCGAAUCCAUCAGUAAAGAGGAGAUCGAAAAAUGCAAACAAAAAGAUCUUUUGGAGCAAAUGUUGAUCGAAAUGUCGGGUGAGUUCCCGGAACUGAGUCGCGUGUUUCUGGAGGAAAGGGACGCAUACCUGGCCUACAGUCUAUGGUUGGCCACAGCGCCCAUUCCCCACAUGGACUCACCCACAGGCUAUCACCCGGCCGUUGUGGUCGGUGUUGUGGGCAUCGGUCACGUGGCGGGCAUUGUCAAGAAGUGGGGAACCGUUAGGGACGAAGACAUUACCGAACUUCUCACGUAUACUAUUCAUACAUUUUUAAUACCGGAAACAUCUCUGACCACAAAGAUAGUGAAGAAGUCACUGAAGUACACGUUCAUAGGUUUGGCCGUUUGGGGCUGUUAUCGGCUGUUUGUGCCCAACACUAUCAACACCGCCUUAUCUCACGCCUCUCUCCAGACCAUCGAUUGGAUUCAGAAAUCUAUUCACAAAUAA